Molecule: messenger RNA, 1095 nt
Organism: Penicillium vulpinum
Lineage: Eukaryota; Fungi; Ascomycota; Eurotiomycetes; Eurotiales; Aspergillaceae
Exons: 1
Coding region: 1-1095 (364 amino acids)
Molecular function (GO): RNA-DNA hybrid ribonuclease activity; nucleic acid binding
Source: RefSeq, a predicted model, not a curated record
AUGGAGGUCCGCCUCCCAUUCGCCGUACCGCCAUGGUGGGAACCCCCACAAGUGGACAGCGCAGCCAGCAAGGAAGAAGCAGCAUUCGUCCACUGGAUGAACAACACCAUCCACCCAGACACCCCCCGUAUCUAUACAGACGGAUCAGGCCACCACGGGGAGAUUGGCGCAUCCGCGUACUUUAAACCACUGGGAAACAGUCCCGCGAUUGAGCGAUCGGCGUACUUCGGAAGCGAAAGACACCACAAUGUGCACGCAGCGGAGAUCGGGGGCCUGAUACUCGCACUACGGAUGACCCUCGACAACCCCCAACUCCAACGGGAUGUCAAUGUCUACUCAGACAACCAAAGCGCCCUGCAGGUGAUUCGGAACCCGCGCCAGAACAGCGCCCAAUACCUGAUCAAAGAAGUCGUCCGACUCCUGGAUUACCGCCGCCAGCAAGGCUGGACCACCCGCUUCUUCUGGAUCCCAGCCCACUGGCACGAGGAAAUCACGGGCAACACCCACGCCGACGCCCUCGCCAAGAAAGCCACCGGCUGGCGCGAGGAGGAACGGGACACCCUCGGUCCCCGGGCAGAGCACCUAGCCGGCCUACCCCCCAGGACGUUACAGUCGGCAGUCAACUGCUGGGUCCGCCGAAAAGUGAAACAGGCGUGGGAGGACAGCUGGGCCAAUCCCACAGCCAACGCACCGGGAAGAGACCUCAGGAGGGUCAUGCCACACCUCGAGAAGCACGGCCUAGACCUCUUCGCGAGGCUCACGGCCCCGGAGCGCUCGGCGCUGAUCCAGGCGCGCACCGGCCAUAUCGGGAUCAAUGCAGUCCUCUUCAGAUGGGGGAAAGUGGACUCCCCCGACUGCCCACACUGCGAAGGAGAAGACGAGACGCUAAAUCACGUCCUCUUCCUAUGCAUGAGUUACGCAGGUUUACGAACCGAGAUCUGGGGUGCACAACGGGCACCGAGGACACUGCGCCAGGCACUGGGGCCAGAGAGUGCCAAGGAGACAGCACGCUUCCUGCUGGCUACAGGGCGUCUGCAGUACCUCCUACCCCCAACACCAAUACCGGACGACGACGAGACCGACACCGAUCAUUGA